AUGUCAGACCCAACACCAGCAACAGAAUACCCCCUCAAGGGACCAUACACCCGCGAGACCGUCACUGACAAUAUUCGACGAGAACAGGAGGGCCAUGGGCCGUUUGGCACGUCCCGGCCUCAUCUCGAGAUUGAGGGGCAGGAGACCGUGGCUGCCCCCCACAAGAACUUUCAUCUCAUGAGUUUGGUGGGCUUGGCAUAUGCCAUUCUGAACUCCUGGACCGCCAUGGCGGUGUCGCUUUCUGUGGCCUUACCAAGUGGUGGUCCCACCGCUGUUGUCUGGGGUAUCAUUCCCUCUUUCAUCGGUAACCUCGCCAUGGCCGCCAGUAUGGCCGAAAUCUGUCAUGUCUACCCAACAGCAGGUGGACAGUACCACUGGGCUGCUAUCUUGUCUCCUGCCAAGAUGGCUCCUGCCAUUUCUUGGAUCUGCGGCUGGUUUGCUACCUCCGGUUGGGUCGCUUUGGCUGCUACCGCCGGCUCUCUUGCCGGUCAGCUUAUCACCGGUGUCAUCGCUCUCCUCCACUCCAACUAUGAGUCUGAAAGAUGGCACAUCUUCCUCAUCUACAUUGUCUACACCCUCGGUGCCUGUUUCCUCAACAUCUUUGGUCUGCGGCUUUUGCCCGGAAUCAACCAGACUGCCAUCUUCUGGUCUUUGACUGGUGCCGUCGUCAUCAUCAUUGUGUGCUUGGCCACCGCGGCCCCCAACUUCCAGCCCGGCAAGUUCGUCUUUACCGAAUUCAUCAACACCACUGGAUGGCCCGAUGGAGUUGCUUGGAUCCUCGGAUUGCUGCAGAGUUCUUUCGGUCUGACUGGUUACGAUGCCGUUUCGCACAUGGUCGAGGAGAUGCCCAACCCCCACAUCAACGCCCCCAAGACCAUGAUCCUUGCUGUCUGCAUCGGUGCCUCGAGCUCCUUCAUCUUCCUCAUCUGCCUCUUGUUCUCCAUCUCUGAUGUCGACUCUGUCAACGAAUCUGCCGCUGGGCCUUUGCUCGAGUCCAUGUUCCAGGCUACUGGCUCCAAGGCCGGUGCCGUGUGUCUGCAGGUCUUCCCCAUCAUUGCCAUGGCUUUCACUAGUCAAGCCCUCAUGACCGCUUCCUCUCGAAUGGUCUAUGCCUUCGCCCGAGAUGGUGGUCUCCCCUUCUCCCGAAUCUUUGCCAUCAUGAACAAGAACGGCGUCCCCAUCCCUGCCGUGCUCUUUACGACAGUGUUGGUCGCUUUGUUUGGCUGCAUCUACUUGGGUUCGUCUGCUGCCCUCAACGCUAUUCUGUCGAGUUCAGUCGUGUUCUUGAACAUCUCCUACUCCAUCCCUAUUCUCCUCGUGCUCUGCCGUGGACGACACAUCCUCCGACCUCCCUCUCUUCCCGAGCCCACUUGGACUCUUGGACCCAUCCUCGGGCCCAUCUGCAACUGCGUCGGUUUGGGUUUCACCAUCCUCACCACCGUCUUCUUCCUCUUCCCCCCUGAGCUCCCUGUGACUGGAUUGAACAUGAAUUACGCCAUCUGUGUUUUCGGCUUCAUCUUGAUCGUCUCUGUCAUCACCUGGGUUGUAGACGGCCGCAAAAAUUUUAUCGGUCCCCGAGAUCUUGGUGCCCUCCUCGAGCUCGCCCGAUCCGAAGUGGAUGCUACCAAAGUCAACGCCCACCGUGCCGAUGGCGGCCAGAUCGAGCUCGACCGCCGCACCCCCGAAAACGUCUCUGUCACUCAUUCUAACGAGAAGGAGAGCGGUGGUACCGUGCUGUAA
Molecule: messenger RNA, 1740 nt
Organism: Cryptococcus wingfieldii CBS 7118
Lineage: Eukaryota; Fungi; Basidiomycota; Tremellomycetes; Tremellales; Cryptococcaceae
Product: choline transporter
Exons: 8
Coding region: 1-1740 (579 amino acids)
Biological process (GO): transmembrane transport
Cellular component (GO): membrane
Molecular function (GO): transmembrane transporter activity
Source: RefSeq, a predicted model, not a curated record